AGAACAUCAUUGAGCCGAGUACCGUCAAUGUGUCACGUACUUUUCAUCCCUGGGUCGCUCUCUUCAAUGAAUCUUCUUCGCGUCCCCUCUACCGCCCGUCUGCUAUCUACGACGAGCGCGGCCCGACGCAUGACCACCAUGGCAACAGCAACAACACCAACAAAAGCAACAACACAGAAAGCCGUGGUGAUCCAGGGGCCUGGGGUGGCCAAGCUAGUCACCGACCGGCCCAUCCCGCGCCUCCGCGACGACUACAUCCUCGUCAAGACCGCCGCCGUGGCGCUCAACCCGACCGACUGGAAGCACAUCCAGUCGCGCGUCAGGCGCGCCGGCCCGCUCGUCGGCUGCGACUACGCCGGCGUCGUCGAGCGGGUCGGCCCCAAGGUCACCAAGGGGUUCCGGCCCGGCGACCGGAUCUGCGGCAUGGCCCAUGGGUCCAACGCCGUCGAGCCCGAGGACGGGACCUUUGCCGAGCGCAUCGUCGUCAAGGGCGACACGCAGAUCGAGAUCCCGCGCGGCGUGAGCUUCGAGGAGGCGGCGACGCUCGGGGUGGGCAUCACGACCGUCGGCCAGGGCCUGUACCAAACGCUCGGGAUGAGGCUGCCAAGCGACGAUCCGCCGCUAAAGGAGGAGGAGGAGCCCGUCCCGGUCCUCAUCUAUGGAGGCAGCACCGCCACCGGCACCCUGGGCAUCCAGUUCGCCAAGCUGUCUGGCUACACCGUCCUGACCACCUGCUCCCCCCGCAACGCCGAGCUCGUCAAGGCGGCCGGCGCGGACUUUGUGUUCGACUACAACGAGGCCGACGUCGGUCGGCGCAUCAGAGAGCACACAAACGACAAGCUGCGCUACGCCUGGGACACCAUCUCCCUCCCCGCGUCGGCCAGGAUCUGCGCCGAGGCGCUCUCGUCGGCCCCGGGGGGGAAAUACGCCUCCCUGGGCGCCGUCGAGUUCCCCCGCGAUGACUGCUCCAGCGCGUUUACGCUUGCUUACACUGCGCUAGGGGAGGCGUUCACGUUUGGGGACAUCGAAAUCCCCGCGAAGCCGCAGGACUACGAGUUUGCCAAGAUGUUUUGGGAGCUCGCGAGGGAGCUGUUGACGGAGGGCAAGAUCAAGGCUCAUCCCAGGCGUGUUCGGCGGGGGCUCGAAGGUGUGCUGGAUGGGUUGCAGGAAUUGAAGGACAACAAGGUCAGCGGCGAGAAGCUGGUGUACACAUUGUAGAUGAAGUACUUGAGAUUUCUUACAACAAAUUCAUAAUUCUGAAAGGAA
This is a messenger RNA of Purpureocillium takamizusanense, 1266 nucleotides long. RefSeq lists its product as uncharacterized. Lineage: Eukaryota; Fungi; Ascomycota; Sordariomycetes; Hypocreales; Ophiocordycipitaceae. Gene Ontology annotation, molecular function: oxidoreductase activity, acting on NAD(P)H. The transcript has a single exon. The record is from RefSeq and is a predicted model, not a curated record. Bases 28 to 1218 code for a protein of 396 amino acids.